Messenger RNA from Belonocnema kinseyi, 1596 nucleotides. RefSeq lists its product as uncharacterized. The transcript has a single exon. The record is from RefSeq and is a predicted model, not a curated record. Bases 229 to 1524 code for a protein of 431 amino acids. NCBI's taxonomy places the organism in Eukaryota, Metazoa, Arthropoda, Insecta, Hymenoptera, Cynipidae.
GAAGUAAAUAACCGGCACAACCCGACUUCGUAUUUCGUAAUAUUUUAAUGAAAACAAAAUUAAGAAUCACUCUUUGCAAACUUCAAACAAGUCAGAUACAAUUACUCAAAAUUUUAAAUUCGGGGUUAUGAGAUUUGCUAAAUUAUUUGUGUUAUCAUUCCGCCUGAAAUUAUCUAACAAUUAUCAAUUCUAAAAUUAUGCAGAAAAUAAUAUGAAGACAGAGACAGAAUGGCUCUCAUAAAACCAACCCCCGUUUUUGGAGAAAAACAGCUCCCAGCGCCAGAAUUCAAAGAACAGUAUCUUUUCCUCCUCGAAUUUUACAUCCACGAACUAAGAGGAGAUCGACUAGCAAAACUAAAUCAAAUGUUCUUUGUGCCCACAUGUGUGGGUUUUCAGUUCCUGAACUUCAAAGACGAUGAUCUGGAAGUGACCCCAGUAGAUCCCAUGUUCGAACCCCAAGCAGGAAUUUCCGACGAUGUAGAAUAUUUUUACUCAGGCCGUUCAAUAAUGUUUUCAGUGGCUCAAUACUCCGUCACUCAAAAGAUAUCAGAAUUUAAAAUCAAGCUGACUGUAAGGAAAAAAAUGCCAGAAGACAUCAAUCCUGACAUCCUCGUGGGAGAAGCAGAAGUUGAUAUGACGAAACAAUUUGCAGCUCUCAGGAAAGAGAUGCUACAAUGUUGGUAUCUCGGAGUUCCACCUCCGCAGGUUUUUGAAAACGAUGUCCCUUUAUUUUUUAAAGAAGAUUUGAUUGGCUCAAUCAAAGUCUUUAUCCGUCUUUCUUCUUAUGGCCAAAGCAUCACGACAGAAUUUGAAGCACCAGGAGGGAAUAAGUCUUACAUAUUCAAGGGAAAUAAGAUCAAUGACAAAGGAUUAAGCUACAAGUGUCGAGUGAUAGAUUCAAAGGAAUUUGAUCUUUGUAAAGAAUCUGAAGAUGAUUUUUCUAAGAAAGCUCCUUGUGAGGUUUGUCAACCAAAGAGACAUCCUUGUUUGCCUUGUGGUUUGAGUAUAGGAGCUGUUGUUAAACAAGGUUUAGAAAUUGAAUCUAAUUUGGAGAAGUGUUUAAAACAAGCAGAUUUUCUAUUUGGAUCAAAAGUACAAGAGAGAGAAGGCGGAAAAAGACAAAUUUCUUGUAAACCUGUUUCUGAAAAUUUGAGUCCAUCUGGAAAAAGAACUGGACCGAUCCAAUCAAGUCGAGGACCGGCUCAACCUUGUGGAAAGGCUGUGGUUUUAAAAGUUUCUGGUCUUUUGGAUGAUGGUGAAAACAAGCAGCCUACGGUUACAGUGGCUAACGAAUUUGAUGCUCAAAAUUGCGAUCCCGAUCCUGACCAUGAUGUUUUCAUUCUAAGAAUUGGGAAGAAGGGACUUGUAGGUCCAGAUGAGAAAUCUGACCUUCAACUUGAAAUGAGGACUCCUAAGGGACCGGAAAGAAGAGCGCCUAUUAGGCAUGAAACUAGGGAGGCUCAGACGGAAGAAGAGGCUAAGGUGGCUAAGAAAGCCAAAAGUGGGAAGAGCAAGAAAAAAUAAUCAUUCUUCCUCAUCUAACCAUAUUUAAAAAUAUGACUUAAAGUCUCCAAAAAGUUUUACUGAGAUUUCCAA